GCAGCAGUACAAACCUCCUGUCAUGCUUUAGGAGGAACACACACACACACACACACGCUAGCUGGACUGAACUGAGCCCAGCCCCACCUCAGGAGGAGGCAGUGCUCGCUCUCUAGGUGUCUGGACUGAGAGCAGAACGCAUUUGAUUCAUCUGAUCAUCUUCGAGAGCCUUUAAUUCUCAGUCUCAGCGACAGACAGACAACAACACGAGUCAUGGAGACCAGACUGUCCUCCAGCUAGCUAACUGCUAUCUACCCGGAGUCCGAAAACAUGCGCUAGACAGGGCUGUAUAAGAAGACUCCUGUUUCCUGUUUUCACUGGAGUGGCACUACGGUCACAUCUGGCCAUCAGCAGCUGAAAUGCAGACUUUCCUGAGAGGCAGACGAGUGGGCUAUUGGCUCAGCGAGAAGAAGAUGAAGAAACUCAAUUUCCUGGCCUUUGCAGAGAUGUGCAGGAAAAGAGGGAUAGAUGUUGUACAGCUUGACCUGAGUCAGCCAUUAGAGGAGCAGGGUCCCCUGGACGUCAUCAUUCACAAGCUAACGGACCUGAUCCUGGAGGCGGACCAGAAUGACACCCAGUCGCUGCUGCUGGUCCAGCGUGUGCAGGAUUAUAUUGACGCUCACCCAGAGACCAUUAUUCUUGACCCACUUCCAGCCAUCCGAACUCUGCUGGAUCGCUGCAGGUCCUACCAGCUGGUGCACAGGAUAGAGGACUGUAUGAGAGAUGUGAGGAUCUGUUCUCCUCCGUUUAUGGUGCUGAACAGUGAGUGUGGGCCAGACACACUGGAGCAGAUCGAGCGGCACGGUCUUACAUUCCCUUUCAUUUGCAAAACACGGGUUGCUCACGGAACUAACUCUCAUGAGAUGGCUAUAAUAUUCAACGCCGAGGACCUAAAGGACGUGAAGCCCCCAUGUGUCAUUCAGAGUUUUAUUAACCACAAUGCCGUGCUCUACAAGGUGUUCGUGGUGGGAGAAUCGCACACUGUGGUGGAGAGACCAUCACUCAAGAACUUCCCUUCUGGACCGUCUGACAGAAAAGCGAUUUUCUUCAAUAGCCACAAUGUGUCCAAGCCAGAGUCGUCCUCUGACCUCACAUCUAGAGAUAAUGUAGAAGGUGUUUCCCAGCCCCCGAAUGAUGAUGUCAUCAGGGAACUGUGUAAAUCUCUACGGGAAGCUCUCGGGGUUUCGCUCUUCGGGAUCGACAUCAUCAUCAACAACCAGACGGGCCAACAUGCAGUCAUUGACAUCAACGCAUUCCCUGGAUAUGAGGGUGUUCCUGAGUUCUUCAAUGACCUCCUCAACCACAUCAUCAGCGUCCUCCAAGACCACGCCUCCAAUGAGCCCUCGGCCCCGCCCCCGUCCGGCCAGCUGCCCGCUUUAGGAGUCCCCCCCCAGGAGUGCUGUGGCAUGCUGGGUAAGGAGUCGGACAGCAGCCCCUGGAUCGUGGAGGGGGACGGGGGUCUGAAAGGCCCUCGUCAGAGACUGGGCUGCAACACGGCCAUGUCCCCCAACUUCCAACAGCACUGCGUGUCCACGAUAGCCACUAAAGCCUCGUCGCAAUGACUGUCCCGUCCCACGCCAUCCUUCCCUGAACAAAUUGUGAAGACAGAGUGAAUAAUAUACAGUAACAAUAAUAACUAUUAUACUGAUAAAAUAUAUCUGUAAUCAAAAAUAAACUAUAUUGGGAAUCAUAA
This is a messenger RNA of Rhinichthys klamathensis goyatoka, 1693 nucleotides long. RefSeq names its product inositol-tetrakisphosphate 1-kinase b (gene itpk1b). The transcript is spliced from 11 exons. The coding region runs from base 360 to 1562 and encodes 400 amino acids. Gene Ontology annotation, biological process: inositol trisphosphate metabolic process. Gene Ontology annotation, molecular function: inositol-1,3,4-trisphosphate 5-kinase activity; magnesium ion binding; ATP binding. Gene Ontology annotation, cellular component: cytoplasm. The record is from RefSeq and is a predicted model, not a curated record. NCBI's taxonomy places the organism in Eukaryota, Metazoa, Chordata, Actinopteri, Cypriniformes, Leuciscidae.